CCCAACAGCCAAUCAGCUGUCCCGCCAAUGACGUAGUCUUCCGCCCUUCCUUCAUUCCUGCAGAAACAUGGCGCUACGAGAGCUAUCGUCGCUUGAGAAAUAUUUAGGACUGAAAAGGCCCAAUAAGUACAGCACCCGGGGGGAGAGAAAGGUCCCCGUGCUACAGAAUAAUAAUGGCGCCCCCCUGGUGGGCCUGGUGACCAUCGCAUGCCACCUGGUAAAAACGGCCAAGCGCCCUGAGCUGCUCGGUGUCUCUGCAGAGGACCGAGCUGUCGUGCAUCAGUGGCUGGAGUACAGAGUGAGCAAGCUGGAUGGCUGUAGCAAGGACGACAUCAGGACCAUACUGAAGGACCUCAACCUUUACCUGCAAGACAAAGUUUACAUGGCCGGCAACUACUUCACCUUAGCAGAUGUGCUCAUGUAUCAUGGAAUUCACCCAUUAAUAGCUGACUUGACCCUGCAGGAGAAGGAGCACUACCUAAACGUAACGCGGUGGUUCGACCACAUCCAGCACCACGCCGGCAUCCGACACCACCUCCCCCCGGUAGUCGUGCUCAGGAACAGGAUUUACACCAGUAAACACCACUGAGGCUCCAACUGUUAUUAAUGAAGGAAAAUUGGCAACAUCAGGAUUCCCAGUUAAGAUCUUUUUCAGUUAUUUGCCACAAUUGUAAUUGUAUACUUUUUUAAAACCAGAAUAAAUCAAAUAAACGUGUUGAGAGGUGUCAUAGGAUUGCGUCUUAAUAAUAAAUCACCAUUGCUGACAUCCUCUCAGUCCUAUUGUAACUAUUUAAAAUAAUCUGCAGGCAAAAAUAUUAGUUUUAUUGGUGUUAUUUGUUUUAUGUGUGUGUGUGUGUGUCGUUUCGCAGAGAAUGCGGUGUGAUGACCAACCGAUACAUUUGCUGCUAACUUAAUAAAAAUGUAAUUGACAAA
Molecule: messenger RNA, 933 nt
Organism: Nerophis lumbriciformis (worm pipefish)
Lineage: Eukaryota; Metazoa; Chordata; Actinopteri; Syngnathiformes; Syngnathidae
Gene: eef1e1
Product: eukaryotic translation elongation factor 1 epsilon 1
Biological process (GO): positive regulation of DNA damage response, signal transduction by p53 class mediator
Cellular component (GO): nucleus; cytoplasm; aminoacyl-tRNA synthetase multienzyme complex
Source: RefSeq, a predicted model, not a curated record